Molecule: messenger RNA, 1398 nt
Organism: Hypomesus transpacificus
Lineage: Eukaryota; Metazoa; Chordata; Actinopteri; Osmeriformes; Osmeridae
Gene: shisa8b
Product: shisa family member 8b
Exons: 4
Coding region: 1-1398 (465 amino acids)
Biological process (GO): regulation of short-term neuronal synaptic plasticity; regulation of AMPA receptor activity
Cellular component (GO): postsynaptic membrane; postsynaptic density; dendritic spine membrane
Source: RefSeq, a predicted model, not a curated record
AUGAGGAGCAGCCAGUCAAUCAGCUCCCACUCCUUCCUCAUCCUCUCCCUCGUUUUCCUAACCUGGCCCAGCCUUGCACAGGACCACGAUGCCACCACGGCAACAGAGAGCCCGACCUCUGACCUUAACACAUUGACAGACAAUCAGACGGCCUCAUUCUCUGACGAGGAGAUCACGACACAGGCUUCCCUGGAAACGGGUCUGUCAACGCCUAGCAGUGGUGAUACAGAUGACGAGGAUGUAGUUCCGAUCACUGGAACUCGUUGUCAGGGUUACUAUGAUGUCAUGGGCCAAUGGGACCCUCCGUUCAACUGUAACGCUGGCGUGUUCUUGCAUUGCUGUGGAACCUGCUUCUACCGGUUCUGCUGCCAGUUCCGCCAGCAACGCCUGGACCAGACCAUCUGCUCCAACUAUGACACGCCCAUUUGGGCCAACACCGGCAAGCCUGUGGCAACUGUUCCUGAGGGCCAGGGCGACCAAGAACGGGACAGCACCCACAUGAUUGUGUACAUCAUCUGUGGGGUGGUGGCCAUCAUGGUGCUGGUGGGGAUCUUCACCAAGCUGGGCCUAGAGAAGAGCAGAGGGGGAGGAGGAGGAGCAGGCCAGAACGACCUCAGCAACUCCAGAACCCUGACAGAGCUUCUGAAGCAGCCUGGGGGGGAGGUGAGUUCCGUGGACAGCACCGUCUCCAGCCCCCCCAUAGGAGUAGGGGCCAACGGGAUCUCUGCCAGGAUGCUACGCAGCCGCAGUGAACACUACCAGCUGAACAAUGCAGGUUUGUCUCAGUUUGGCCCAGGUCUGCCUCACCCCCACAGCAAUCUCAGUGGUUUGGCACUCAACAAGUACACCUCCCUCAAGGCUGUGGCGGACACAGCCUCCAGAGGUUACUAUAAAAGCUAUCCGCUGAUGGACUUCUCUCAAUACCAGCCUGCAGCAGCCCCGGCCUUCCAUCAUGCAUCCCUGCACCAGAAAGAAAAGUCCUACCUCCACCAGGUUGACCAGGGCCACCAGGGCCACCAGCGGCACGCAUCCCUGGGCCCCCAUAACCUCCAUGCCCCUCUUUCCAUCUCCAUCCCCCCCAACCACUUGGAGCGCUCUCAUCUCACCAAGACCACCACCCACCCCCUGUUGUCCAGUUCGGCCUUCAAAUCCUGGGAUUCGAGUGGGCGAUAUGUCCACAGGCAGUCCUCCCAUCCUGUGCACUCGUCCACGGGACGCCGGCACCCUACCUACUCGGUCCGGAGGCAGCAGAGCAUAGAGGCACUGCAAGAGCUGUACAACCAGCCCCAGGCCUUCAGAGGGCACCCUGAACCUCUGCCCCCUGACCAACCCUCCUCCUACUACCACCACACCAGACACAAGUCAUACACCAACAGCAAGACUGAGGUGACUGUCUGA